AGUUUCCUAACGCCCUUAACAACCUACUCCGAUAUAAUCCAGCUGCUACGACAGCUCACACUCACACUCACAUUCACGCACUGUACACAGCUAACUGUGGCAGCUUCAGCUAACUAGAAACCGUCGUUACGAGAAACAUGGCUCUGAUGAAGAAGCUCAAACUCCCCGCCCUUCUCCUCGGCGCCUGCUUCGCCGUCGUCGGGCUCCUCGUGAUCGCCGCACCUGUGCUCGCCGGCGACCCCGACAUGCUCCAAGACAUCUGCGUCGCCGACUACAAAUCCCUCAAGGGCCCGCUGCGUGUGAACGGGUUCCCGUGCAAGCCGGAGGCGAACGUGACGGCGGACGACUUCUUCUUCGGCGGCCUAGCGGCGGCGGCGGACGUGUACACGGGCAACCCGACGGGGUCGGCGGUCACGUCGGCGGACGCGACGGCGGUCCCGGGGCUCAACACGCUGGGCGUGUCGAUGGCGCGCACCGACUACGCGCCGUGGGGCGGCGUGUCCCCGCCGCACGCGCACCCGCGCGCCACGGAGAUCCUCUUCGUCGCCGAGGGCACCCUGGAGGUGGGCUUCGUCACCGCGGCCGCCGCCGGCGGCCGGCUCUUCAGCCGCACCGUCAACAGGGGCGAGGUGUUCGUCUUCCCGCGCGGCCUCCUCCACUUCCAGCGCAGCGUCGGCGCCGCGCCCGCCGUCGCGAUCUCCGCGUUCGACAGCCAGAUGCCUGGCACGCAGGCGGCCGCCGCCGCGCUGUUUGGCGCCGCGCCGCCGGUGCCCACCGACGUGCUGGCGCGGGCGUUCCAGACCGACGCCGGAGUUGUGGACAGCAUCAAGUCCAAGGUCUCCCCGCCCAAGUAGGGCACACGCACAGUGGCUAGUACAUACGUACAUGGCUCCAAUUAAUACUGAUUGCAACGAGUGAUGAUGAUUACAUUGUUGCAAGGACAUGUACGUGUGAUUACAAUUACAUUACCCGACGCGCUAAAUCUGAUGACGCCUUGCUGCUUUCCCUUUAUUUGGUGUAUGGUGUGCUUGGACACAGCUUGUGGGUACUCCAUAAUAUUAUAAUGUGUAUGUAACUCCCUUCUAUUUGUAAAUCAAACGAAACCUUUGAUUUGUCUUCAAUUGGAUGUGGGGUUGCAAUUCACAACCUCAACUUGUAUCCUA
Sorghum bicolor (sorghum) is the source of this 1163-nucleotide messenger RNA. Its product is annotated as germin-like protein 1-4. Bases 138 to 854 code for a protein of 238 amino acids. Gene Ontology annotation, cellular component: plasmodesma; cell wall. The transcript has 2 exons. The record is from RefSeq and is a predicted model, not a curated record. Gene Ontology annotation, biological process: regulation of root development; plasmodesmata-mediated intercellular transport. Gene Ontology annotation, molecular function: manganese ion binding. Lineage: Eukaryota; Viridiplantae; Streptophyta; Magnoliopsida; Poales; Poaceae.